Molecule: messenger RNA, 754 nt
Organism: Hibiscus syriacus
Lineage: Eukaryota; Viridiplantae; Streptophyta; Magnoliopsida; Malvales; Malvaceae
Product: protein SMALL AUXIN UP-REGULATED RNA 10-like
Exons: 3
Coding region: 186-650 (154 amino acids)
Biological process (GO): response to auxin
Source: RefSeq, a predicted model, not a curated record
AAAUUCCAACCUCCGAUACAGUCGCUUCAUCCAAAGAAAAUUGUGGUGUGAUAAUUAUUCAAUCAAACAGAAAAUUCUACGGUAUUCCCAAAUUUCCUCUUACGCCUCUUUUUCCCUCUUUGGCAAUGGCUCUUCUCCUUCGCGUUCUCUGCUAAAUCCUCCCCACGUAUUCAGUGUAUUUAACAAUGGAUGAUCCAGGCGGCGGCAAGUUGACUGGAAUCCGACAGAUCGUUAGACUAAAGGAAAUCAUUCAAAAAUGGCAAACUGCCACAUUAGGCUCAAGGCCUCCCCACUCCGGAGACUGCCCUGGGGGACCGUUGAACAAAAGGCUAACAAACGUUUUGUAUUGUGAUUCCGAUGAGGAAAGUUGUGCCAGUCCCGAACCACCGCCUGAUGUUCCGAAGGGAUAUUUGGCAGUUUACGUCGGUCCAGAGCUUCGGAGGUUUAUCAUCCCAACGACCUACCUUACUCAUCCCGUCUUCAAGAUUUUGCUGGAAAAAGCUAAGGAGGAAUUCGGGUACGAUCACAACGGUGGACUCACGCUCCCUUGCGAGAUCGAGACCUUCAAGUAUCUCCUCAAGUGCAUAGAGAACCAUCCUAAGGGUUACCUUGUGGAGAGCUCUGUUUCCGAACAGAUGAAGAUCCAUUAAGUAAUUGUUUGUGCUGGUCUUAAUUGUUAUCAAGAACUUGGGGUUUUCUUACGUCUUCUGUUCUUUCUGUUUAAUUGACAAACGAUGUGAAACAAAUUUAGUUA